AUGGACCAGCUCAGCAGUCUCGUCACACUGAUAGCACGGCAAGAAGAGGUCGAUGCCGCGCCAGCAUGCAGUUCAGGAAACGACUAUGAUGGUCGCAUGGGCCUUCGUAUAGCAUCCAUCUUCGUUAUCUGGGUUGGCUCGACGUUCGGUGCAACCUUUCCUGUCUUUGCAAAUUCCCACAGAGGCCUUGGUGUGCCAGACUGGUCAUUCUUUAUCGCAAAGUUCUUCGGCUCGGGCGUUAUCAUCGCAACAGCAUUCAUUCACUUGCUCAGCCCUGCCGAAGACGCGCUUCGAGAUCCGUGUCUAACAGGCGUUAUCACUGAAUAUGACUGGGUGUCGGGCAUCAUCCUAAUGACCAUAUUUGUCCUAUUCUUCGUCGAAUUGAUGGUUAUGCGGUAUAGCAGUGUGGAACUUCCUGAACAUCAUCACAGUGGUAUGGUCGUCGAUGGCUCGAAAGAGAUUGGAGAGUCUGAAACCUCAAGGAACUCGCGCAGACUGAGCGCACACCACCCUGGAAACGACCAUCUCGGCCACAGCGCCAGACACGACUCGAUUGAAUUGGCUAACAACCCAUUCACAUUGGAGGAGUACAAGGCACAACUUACCGCUAUCUUUAUCCUCGAAUUUGGCAUUAUCUUCCACAGUGUGUUCAUAGGGUUGACACUUGCUGUAUCUGGCGAAGAGUUUGUCACACUAUUCAUUGUGCUGGUAUUCCACCAGACGUUCGAAGGUCUCGGUCUUGGUGCACGAUUGGCGGUGACUCCUUGGCCUAAGGGGAAAGGAUGGACUCCCUACGUGUUAGCCAUUACCUACGGUUUCACGACGCCUAUCGCCAUCGCCAUCGGCUUGGGCGUGAGGCAAUCAUACCCUCCUGGUAGCCGAACUACCCUGAUCGCAAACGGUGUUUUCGACUCGAUAUCGGCAGGUAUCCUGAUCUACACUGGAUUGGUGGAAUUGCUGGCACACGAGUUUAUGUUCAGCAGAACCAUGCGGACUGCGCCCAUAAAGACUUUGCUAUCAGCCUUUUUCCUGGUAUGUCUGGGAGCUGGUUUGAUGGCAUUGCUUGGAAAGUGGGCUUAA
Lithohypha guttulata is the source of this 1080-nucleotide messenger RNA. It is a transcript of the gene ZRT2, whose product is annotated as low-affinity Zn(2+) transporter zrt2. Lineage: Eukaryota; Fungi; Ascomycota; Eurotiomycetes; Chaetothyriales; Trichomeriaceae. The coding region runs from base 1 to 1080 and encodes 359 amino acids. The transcript has a single exon. Gene Ontology annotation, biological process: zinc ion import across plasma membrane. Gene Ontology annotation, molecular function: low-affinity zinc ion transmembrane transporter activity. The record is from RefSeq and is a predicted model, not a curated record. Gene Ontology annotation, cellular component: plasma membrane.